Armigeres subalbatus is the source of this 2163-nucleotide messenger RNA. RefSeq lists its product as uncharacterized. The record is from RefSeq and is a predicted model, not a curated record. Lineage: Eukaryota; Metazoa; Arthropoda; Insecta; Diptera; Culicidae. The transcript is spliced from 4 exons. Bases 65 to 967 code for a protein of 300 amino acids.
UUCGUUUUGGUCAGCUCGUAGUUUCACCGGCAGUCAGGAGAGCAUUCUGCAGUUGGAUUUGGAUAUGGAGGAAGGUGACCUGAUUGAUGACCACAGCAGUACUGACGGUGGCUAUCAGCGACGUCAUAGUGUUAGCCCUUUGCCCCAGAUCAGGGCCUCCAACGAGAAUAGGCUCUCCCGAAGCUCCUCCGAAUCGGACUCGGACAACGAACAUCAACCGUCUUCCAGCCGGCAUCAUUCCAACAGACAAUCGGUGCAGCGGGACAGCUUGCCAACCGGGGACUGUCCGGAAUCGGAUCGUAAUCCGGAUGACAACAACAUCUGCGUUGGUUGUUUGGCUGCGGCAUUGAACAAGAAGAAACACAACAUGGAGAGUACUUUUUCGCAGGAUGAUGCCGAUAGUGAUUCCUUCUCAACCGGCCCGCAUGGUUCCUCCAGUCUUCCGGCCACACUCAAAAAGUACAAAGGCAACCACUCGACCGGAUCGUGCCGUGGCAUGAAUCCGCCGGACCACUACCAUCAACACGUUCCCCAGCAGCCCCAGUCGAAGCUUCCGUUCAAGUUCUACAAAACCGAUCACAGUCAGGGCCGCAGGGUUCGCACACCCCUGAAGAACCUGAUCUCCCAAUCGGUAUCGGCCCCAUGUGACGACGGAUCCCUAACCAACAUCGAUCUGAGCUCGGAAGUGCACGAGGAGUGUUCCGAUGCGCCGGCAGCUAUCGCCGUCCCGGCCAAGCAGCCCGCCCGCCGUUGCUCUCUAUCCCGAACGUCCUCCAGCGGUUCAGACUCGCGCAACUAUGCUCAUCUUCAUCAGCAUCAUCGUCAUCCAGAUGACGGACCAUCAUCGAACGGCGACGAUCCGGAACACGAUGACGAGGGUUCGGACGAAACCGAACCCAACAGUGACAUGGAUCUGAUCGCCACCAAGAGCAGGGACGGCAACGAAGGCGACUGCAAGAAGAAGUGAUAAACGUGAUAUUAGGAUAAAAAGGGUACUUUAAAUUGCUAACGGGUGAAAACGAGGCCGCGCUUUCGUUUCAGUGUAUCUCAUUCUCUAUAGGCUUCUGUGUUUUGGUUUAAAUUUGUUCGGUGUUGACCUGAUUCUGACUCGUACGGAAGCGUACCGCAACGAUUUUUCAAAGCUAGAAUUUAGGUAAAACAUAACUCUUGCUAACUGAUAGUUGACUAAAGCAAAUGUGCGUGAUAUAAAUGUACUUUUACUCUCUCACUCCCUAUCUUCCAGAAAAGAAGGUCAAAUCCAUAGGAGGAAUUUUUCAAGUGUAGCUUGUUAAUCCAUUUUAUAUCGGUUUAGUGUGUUUCGUUUUACGAUUCUUUCCAUACUUUCCGCUCAAGUACUUGAGGCAAUAUUCGACUACUAUUUAGAUGAAAUACAAUCUGAUAAGAACAGUUUUUAUUAGAAUUUCUAGCAAAAUUGUCAAAACAGACACUAAUUAUAGUAGAACAAUAGAUCGAGUAUUCUAAUCCCGUUAAUAGGACAAUUAAUGCAAAUGGAAGUUUAAAGUAAAGCAGAUUUAGAUAAAGCAGAUUUAGAUAAACAAGAGCUGAUUGAAAGUCAUAUGGAAUAUAUUUGAAAAAAAAAGCAGCUAUUUAUAUUUUUACGCAAUUUCAUUUAAGGAUAGUCUUUAGACACCACACGUACUUUUUUCGAUUCAAAUUAUAAAAAUCAUUUACAAAAAAAUUAAGAAUGUGCAUUGAAUAGUUAAGGUGCGAUGAAACAGAGAGUAUGUGAUAUCAUGAAAAGGAGAUUUCAAAUGAAACCCAUGAGUUUAAAUUUAGAUUUAAAUGUUCUCAUAUAUUUUAAUCGCAUCAAUUAAGCUAAAAAUUUAAUCUUGAUAAUUAUAGCUUAUUUUUAUAUGUACAGCAGAAAAGAAGGUUAAUCAACUUUUUUCGUUAAAAUGAUAACAUCAGAGUACUCAGCUUGCCUAUCAUCUUCACCCAAUUAUUCACACCGAAACAUUCAGGUUUUAAAAAAACAUAUUAUCUUGAAGAUCAAAUCGAGAUUUCCGAAAUGGAACAACCAAUGUUAAUUGGGGUCUGCUGUGGAUGCUAAACAAAAAAAAACAAAAUCUGUAUAUCUUGUAUAGAUUUUUGAACCUUUCUUCUGGUGGUUAACAUCGUGAACAUCCAACUAACAUGGUUUUA